Messenger RNA from Macroventuria anomochaeta, 480 nucleotides. RefSeq lists its product as uncharacterized. The record is from RefSeq and is a predicted model, not a curated record. NCBI's taxonomy places the organism in Eukaryota, Fungi, Ascomycota, Dothideomycetes, Pleosporales, Didymellaceae. The annotation marks the transcript as partial. The transcript has a single exon.
UCGGUCGACCCCUUCCCUCAGACCAGCUUCCUCCAGCAGACCAACUCUCUGGGUGUUGUGACUGGCCAGCCCGCUGCUGCCACUUCCAUCCCCACCCAGCCAGCCGCUGACACUGCUAUCCCUACCCAACCGGCCGCUGACACCAGCGUUGGCGUUGCCGCCUCCAUUCCCGCUGUUGCCCCUGGCAUCUACACCAUCCCCGUCGCCGGUAGCGGUAACUCCACCCGCACUCUCGUUGUCAGCGCCAACAACUCCACCACCAUCAUCCUGAACGAGCCCACCUCUGGUUCGGCCGCUGCCUCCAACAGCGCCAGCGCCACAGGAUCUGGCUCUGGCUCAUCUGCUUCUGGUACCGGCCGUGCCUCCUCUACUGCCUCUGGCACUGGUGCUUCCCAGAGCUCUCCUGGUGCCGCCGCCAACCUCAAGGUUGCCGCUGGCUCCAUGGUCGGUUUCGGUGCCUUCAUUGCCGCUUUCUUGUAA